Folsomia candida is the source of this 1767-nucleotide messenger RNA. RefSeq lists its product as uncharacterized. The transcript has 5 exons. NCBI's taxonomy places the organism in Eukaryota, Metazoa, Arthropoda, Collembola, Entomobryomorpha, Isotomidae. The record is from RefSeq and is a predicted model, not a curated record. Bases 46 to 1623 code for a protein of 525 amino acids.
ACUAAUGAUUUAUCGUAUUUGGUUCGUCAGGCUGGCACCGACAGGAUGUCCGCCGCCAUGAAGGCCGAGAUUGACCAAGCGGCCGCACAAUUGGAGAAUUGUGAUUUUGUCACCGAGGUUAAUGAAGUGGCGAUGAAGGUUUUGCUCAAUCCUCUGAUCCUGGAAAACGUCUUCGGCUUCUUGGAUACCCUCACUUUAAAGUCAAUUCGCCUCGUUUGCACCGUUUGGACCGACGUGGGCACCACAAUUCUCGGGAAACAGGGUCGCCUUAGGUUUUCGACACCCCGCACAAAUCCUGCAGAGUUGACCUCAUUCAAUCACGACUUAGCCAAGAACAUGCACAUAUAUUUCGACACAAACCUGUCAUGUGGCUUGGACGAUAGUUGCACCUGUCCUGAAACUUUGACCAAUCUGCCCACCAAAUUUGUCAUGAUUUUACCCGAGAUUUCUGACAAGUUGGAAACACUGGACUUCUAUCGUGUCGAUACGCUUGAACCCCUGCAGAAACUUUGGAGCACUUAUCAUUUCCCGCACUUGACUCGCAUCUCGAUCAUCGCCAUGGGACCACAUCUCGAUAAGAGAGCACCGCCACCGGAAAUGACUCAAUUUCGACUCCUCCCCAAUCUGAAAGUGUUCCACUUAAAUAUCUCGCCCGGCUGUGAGAAAAACGUGGCAAAGUCCUUGAUGUCAACCUUUUGCCAAAAUCUGGUCAACGCGGCCCCCAACUUGGAAGACUUCGACCUUGACGCAACUACAUUCUGUGACUUGACGGGAUGCAGAAAACUCAAAAAGUUGAGGGUCAUAUAUUAUUCUACGGGUCGUUUUCAGUUCAAACUCUCUGAGAUGAUGAAAAUGAUAGAAAGUUGUCGAAUUUCCUUGGAAAGUUUGAUCCUAGAUCUUAUUGGGAAUGAUAUUAACCCGACUGAGCUGGACUUGAACCUCCCGAAGCUCACCCACCUCAUGCUUAAUGCUCCCGAUGGGCGUAUCAUUAACGACUCGUUAAACAUCACAAAGCUCCCAAAAUUGACGCAUUUCUCCAUCUCGAACAUCCAUACGAAUAUCUUGCAGUGUGACAUUUCUGCACUGAUUAAACACUACUAUUUGCGUCAUAAAGGGAUAACGUCGCUCGACGUAUGGUGCGAUUAUUAUCCCGACAGGGCUGGACAAGCUGCUGAAAGGCUAGCCGAUCUCUUCCCGGCCGUGAAGCAAUUGAACUUGGCGUUGGGGCUUCGAAAGGUCGGGGAUUCGGACCAAUAUUUCUUGGCUUUGAGGGAAAUGAUGCACUCCUUCAGCGACUGGGACCUGACAUGCGGGAAGGUCGAGUUUGCGAUUUGGUGUGGAGUAGUGAGCGAGAUAAGUAGCGCUCAAUUGGUCAUUGCUGUAUUGGGAGGAAUGGCGGGAUGGAGAGGUUUGACGAACAUGUCGCUUAAAUUCAUCGCUGGUCCUCUCCCCCACCGCCCAGAGCUUAGACUGUUGGACGAGAUGCGAGAUGCCCUUCUGUCAUGUAGGACGAUUCGAAGCAUGGAUUUUACUGGAUUUUUGAUGGAGGAGGAGACGAAGGACAAUUUUCAGGCGUUUAUUCGGGAGCAUAAUUUGCCAAUUAGUAUCACUAUUGAUAAUUGAAUAAUUGUUUUGGUGGUAUUUACUCAUUAGGGGGUUCAAUUACUUGUAUUUUAAAAUAUCGUCAAUUUUAGUACUCUUGUUUAUAUUUACGGUAAAAUUAUUAUCUAAAUUAUUACUAAAUUGUACAGUUUGAUGUUUAAAUAG